Messenger RNA from Jaculus jaculus (lesser Egyptian jerboa), 3255 nucleotides. RefSeq names its product storkhead box 1 (gene Stox1). Lineage: Eukaryota; Metazoa; Chordata; Mammalia; Rodentia; Dipodidae. Gene Ontology annotation, cellular component: nucleus; cytoplasm. Gene Ontology annotation, molecular function: RNA polymerase II transcription regulatory region sequence-specific DNA binding; DNA-binding transcription activator activity, RNA polymerase II-specific. The transcript is spliced from 4 exons. Gene Ontology annotation, biological process: positive regulation of transcription by RNA polymerase II. The record is from RefSeq and is a predicted model, not a curated record. Bases 1 to 2913 code for a protein of 970 amino acids.
AUGGCCCGGCCGGUGCAGCUGACGCCGGGCUCGCUGGCGCUCGUGCUGGCUCGGCUGGAGGCCGGGGGCCCCGCGGACGAGGCCGGCGGCCGCGCGGUCUUCCGCGCCUUCUGCCGCGCCAACGCGCGCUGCUUCUGGAACGCGCGGCUGGCGCGCGCCGCCCCGCGCCUGGGCUUCGCGGGCUGGCUCCGAGGCCCCGCGCUGCCCGUGCUGCUGGUGCGCGCGCCGCCCGCCCGCCUGCAGGUGCUGCGCGACGCCUGGAGACGCCGCGCGCUGCGCCCGCCGCCCGGCUUCCGCCUCCGCGCCGUGGGCGACGUCUUCCCCGUGGAGAUGAGCCCCAUCGCUCAGUCUCAGUUCGUGCCCUUGGGUGAAGUGGUUUGCUGUGCCAUCUCCGACAUGAAUGCAGCGCAGGUUCUUGUAACCCAGCAGUCUCUUUUGGAGCACUUGGUGAAACAUUAUCCAGGCAUCGCAGUUCCAUCUCAAGACAUCCUCUACACCUGUCUGGGAACUCUGAUUAAAGAGCGGAAGGUUUAUCACACGGGAGAGGGUUACUUCAUCGUUACACCUCAGACGUACUUCAUCACAAACACCCCCACACGGGAGAAUAAGAGAGUCCUCCCGUCAGGCGAAGAUCACCUGGUGCCAAGGGCUGUGACCUAUUUGGUGAGCUUGGAGAGCCAUGCAGAGCGGGCCACGGAGAACAGGGCCCCUGCCUGCCACUGUCCAUCCUGCCGCUGUUUCCCCGACACACGCACCCAGGAUGCUGGGGACGUGCCACCUGCUACAGAAGUGACUAGGAAAGCCCACAAAGACCUCGGGGCAUCUUUGGCUCAGAGUCAGGCAGUCUCAGCAUCUGAAGAGGCUCACAUCUGUGUGAGCGGCAAACCUUUGCCAGACACAAAGGACAAAGAGAAAGGCAAGAAGUUUGGUUUUCGCUUCCUGUGGCGCAGCAUAUCUAGAAAGGAAAAGCCCAAAACGGAGCACAGCAGCUUCUCUGCACAGUUUCCGCCGGAAGAGUGGCCGGUCCGCAAUGAGGACAGCUGGGACAACAUCCCCCGAGAUGUCGAGCAUGAGAUCAUCAGGAGGAUCAACCCUGUGCUGACUGUGGACAACUUGGUCAAGCACACCGUCCUCAUGCAAAAGUACGAAGAGCAGAAAAGAUACACCAGCCAGGGCACUUCCACCGACACGCUGACGGCCAGGCGCAGUAAGUGUCCCUCCAAAGAGGGCAUCAAGAAAAGGCAGGCCCGGUGUGCCAAGCCUCACAGACGGGGCCACUCGCACAGGGACAGGCCCAAGGCUCGGGGUGGCAGGAGCGAGCUUCGCCCAGGCAGCAUUAGGCCCGAGAAGAGUGCCAAGGUCCCCGCGGCGCAGCCUGCCCCCAGAACCAACAGCUUCAAAGAUGGAGAAGGUCAGAAGCCGCUUACUGAGAAUCCAGCUGUGCUGGGUUCCCACUUGAUUUACAAAAAGCAAAUCACUAAUCCUUUCCAGGGCUUGUCUCUCAGAAGGAGCCCAGUGUCCAAGGAGCACAGCGCUGGCAAGACUGGUGAUCCAAAACCCAGUCAGGGUGAAGCAAAGGAAAAGUCUUUCCAAAGGUCAAGGUGUUCCAAGCCCUUAAGAAUCCUUAACGGGGAAGCCCAGCGACCGUACAGUGGGCAGUGUCACGAUAAACUUAACACAGAGUCCGCCUAUGUCACUAACUCCGCUGGCCUUCCUGUCAAUGAUGCCCCCAGAGAGGGCUGCGCACAUGACCCUCAGUGUAGGAUUCUGCGGCCCGACGGUCAGCACUGUUCCCUUGGGGAAAGUAAGCUGAGAGAUGACCACGGGUGUGGCGAUGAAAACGAGGUAAUGCCCGAAGCCUUCAGGAAAAGCCGUUGUCGCUCUGACAGAUUAGUGGAGACCAAAGAAACACGACAGACCCAUCAGUCACAAGGUUGCUCCUCUGCUUGUGGGUUAGUGGACAGCACAAUACACCAGUUUCAAAACCUUGGCCUUCUAGAUUACUCAGUUGGUACAAAGUACCUGAGGCAACAUGAGAGACCAGACAGGGACUCGGAAGAGCGGGUCACAAGGGCCCUGGUCCCGGAGGCAGAUGUUGUGAAUCUAGAAAAUGAAGGCUUCUCUGAUGAUGGCCAGGCCUCGUGUCAGGACGAAGCGGAGGACGACGGGGCCUGCAGUUCAUUGUAUCUGGAGGAUGACGACUUUUCUGAGAACAAUGACUUAUGCCAAGUGCUGCCUGGACACACCCAGUAUUUCUCCGCAGGUGGAAGCAGAUGGAAUCAGUUAGGAAAACCAGAAGUGACUGAGAGAUCGCCGAGUGAGCGUAACAACCAAAUGGAUAGCUUUGAGUCUCGGGUGCUUAAAAGAAAUCAUUGUCGCAGACCCUCCGAUUUGCUUUCGCAUCAAGAGGAAGACCAAAGCCCGGACCUCCCUGCUGAAAGCUAUGACCUACGUUCAGGAACCCGGCUUAGUUUUGGCUGUGAAGAGCCCCACGUUGCUGAGAGUGCGCAGGCCUCAGCCCCUGCCAGUGCCUCUUCUGAGGCCGAAGUCCUACAGGAUGUUACUGGGGACCCAGGACACAAACCAACUGGCUGGAAUCCGAGUCCUCCAAAUCAGGACGUGAGAAAACAUUUCACAGAAAAGUUAGAACUUUUCCACACUUCACCUAGGCCAGUGUCGGCCCAUGAAGUCCAGCAUGAACCCAACCACUUGGAAGGAACAGAAUAUCACAGUGUGGCAGGAGAUAGUGGCAUAGACUCUCCACGGACACAGAGUCUGGUUUCUAAUAAUUCAGUCAUUUUGGAUGGACUUAGAAGAAGACAGAAUUUUCUUCAGAGCUUUGAAAGCACAAAGAACAGUCAAACACUCACGUCUAAUUCAUUGCUCCAACUAACUCCAGUCAUAAAUGUUUAAUUUGUUUUGUGGAGGGAGGGUCUUAAACCUGUAGCCCAGGUUGGCCUUGAGUUCAUGUAUUCCUUUUGAUUCCGUAUCCUGAAUGCUGAGGACUACACGAAUGAGCCACCAUCCCAGAGCCAAAUGUUUGUCUUUUGAAAGUGCGUGGGGGGGGGGGGGAUAUACAUUACUGCAGAGCCCUUCGAAGCAGGGACAUGUAAAGACCUCCUAAAGCCAAAGAGAUAUACAUGUAUGUACAUAUUCACCUCAUUACAUAUUGCACUGUAUUUUAAUUACUGGCUUUCCACCUUUUUCUAUGUUUAGUGUAUUUUACUAGGCAUGUAUUGGGAAUAUAUUGAAAUA